CCUCGUUGAUUUCCACCAAUCAGAACGCAGCUUGGUUGCUGCUCACCCAAUGGGAAGCCAGGAAGCUCAUACUGUCUGUGUGAUUCCACAGAAGGAAGCGUUACCAAACACUUUAACAAAGUUUUAAGUGUUCAGAGAAUGGCAGACAAGACUGUGGAUGGAGGUCCAUGGACGGGAUGCGCAGUCAUGUUUCUGCAGUCGCUGUGUCCCGGUGUGAACCUGCUCUCUCUCUACAAAGACCCACAGGGAAAGUUCAUCAUUUUCAAAGUCAUCAAGCUGACACUUACAGACUCUGCAGGAGGCCUGGGUACAUUUGAGAUCCUAAAGGUCCAUGACGCCGAUCCCUUCUUGGGGGUGGAGGUGAAGUUUAUGAAUGUGGCAGCAUGUCGUCAGUUCCUGGAGAGCUACAGCUCUGGAGCGGUGAGGCAGUAUCUCUGCCAGCACGCCUGCCGGCUGCUCGCUCUGCCCCAGGAGUUAACUGUGGAAACCCAGCUCAAGGCAGGCACUCAUAUUCUGGAUCGGUGUCUGGACAAGCUGGAUCUUUGCCUACAGCACAUCAACCUGUCACAGCCGGAGCGCCUGCGCGAUGAGGAGAUCGAUGAGCUCGAGCAGCAGCUGCAGAGUCAGGCCCGCGGUCCUGCCUCACAGUCCGUCAUCACGCAGGAAGAGUCUCCCGUUCCCAGCAACUGCUUCAAGUUUCAGAACAGAGUGUUUGAGGACCGAAUGCUGACAGCGGCAGAUGUGCAGAGCUUUUCUAACGGAGUGGGCCGUCAGUGGAAGCACGUAGGGAGGGCCUUGGGGAAGAACUGCCGCGCUCUGAAGGGCCCAGCCAUAGACAACCUGGCCUACGAGUACGAGAGAGAAGGGCUGUAUGAGCAAGCCUAUCAGCUGCUCAGCCGCUUCAUCCAGGCGGAGGGGAGGGCAGCCAAGCUGAGCCGACUGGUCAAAGCACUGGAGGACUGCAAACUCACGAGCCUGGCUGAAAAUAUUCUGGACCUGCAGCCGCGAGAGUAACUCUGAGUCUGAGCUGUGAAAACAGAGAGGGGGGCGGAGUCCUCUCUGUGCAAGGAGUGGCGACUUUGUCCUGCCUGCUUAUGUUAUACACACAGUGUGUUUGUUCUUCACGUCUGUCAUCGACACCAUCCCAUCCUUCAAAUCAUCCCCCGUGUGUGUGUGCGUGUAGGAGUGUGUGUGGGAGUAUGUGCGUAUAUUAAAUGAUUCACGUCUUUGCUUUUCAAUUAUUAGUAUUAUUGAUAAUUGUUUUCAUUUAGUUGAAUGAUCUGUCACCACUGUUUAAAAAAAAUGCUGUCAUGAGUUUAAUGCACUGUUUAAACCGUUGUCAUCAUGUUUCUCCUUUUAAAGUCAAUUUACAGAUGGAACCUGUUGGGUCUUCUUUCUAAUGAGUGCGAAACAGUUUUUUUUCUCCUACAAAAUGGGUGCAUUUAAAU
Oreochromis niloticus (Nile tilapia) is the source of this 1448-nucleotide messenger RNA. RefSeq names its product tnfrsf1a-associated via death domain (gene tradd). NCBI's taxonomy places the organism in Eukaryota, Metazoa, Chordata, Actinopteri, Cichliformes, Cichlidae. The transcript has 5 exons. Gene Ontology annotation, cellular component: tumor necrosis factor receptor superfamily complex. Gene Ontology annotation, biological process: extrinsic apoptotic signaling pathway; positive regulation of canonical NF-kappaB signal transduction. The record is from RefSeq and is a predicted model, not a curated record. Gene Ontology annotation, molecular function: transmembrane receptor protein tyrosine kinase adaptor activity. Bases 139 to 1014 code for a protein of 291 amino acids.